Messenger RNA from Sphenostylis stenocarpa, 651 nucleotides. Lineage: Eukaryota; Viridiplantae; Streptophyta; Magnoliopsida; Fabales; Fabaceae. The record is from the annotation of a GenBank genome assembly.
AUGGAUACCGAUUUCAGCUCCACCGUCGACACCUCUCGUCCCUUCACCUCCGUCAAAGAAGCCGUUGCCAUGUUCGGCGAACGCCUUCUCCUCGGAGAAAUCUACUCUCCCAACCCAUUCUCAUCCGACACUCCAAUAAACAGAGAAUCAUCCUGGAGGCUGUCAUCAUCAUCAUCACCAUCACCAUCACCAAUCAAAACUCACCAAGACAAUGCCCACCUCGUUGAUGUCAUAAAGAAGCUGGAGGCGGAGCUUGAGAACACGAAGGGGGAGUUGAAGCUCCUCAAAGAAAGAGGCACCGAAACCGAGGUGGCGCUCGCAACGCUCAACGCCCAGCUUCACAAAAACAUGUCCAAGUUGGCUCAGGCCGAGGCCGCCGCCGCCGGGAAGGCUGCCGCUGCCGCCACGCCGACCAAGACGGUGAGGUUCGAGAUCAACGAAGAUGAGAAGAAAAAGGAGGUGGUGAGAAAGAAAGAGGAGUCGCAGCGUUUGGGCAACAUUCUGAGUCUGGGAGAAAACGACCAUCUUUUCGGAACCAAAAAAACGAGGAAACACAAACCAAUUAUCCCUCUUGUUGGGGAUUUCUUCUUCAAGCGAAAAUCAUCUUCCACUACUCAUCAUCACAAUCCUCUUUAUGCUUCUCCUUUUUAA